This is a messenger RNA of Williopsis jadinii, 2168 nucleotides long. It is a transcript of the gene CTM1, whose product is annotated as cytochrome c lysine N-methyltransferase. The coding region runs from base 162 to 2075 and encodes 637 amino acids. The transcript has a single exon. The record is from RefSeq and is a predicted model, not a curated record. NCBI's taxonomy places the organism in Eukaryota, Fungi, Ascomycota, Saccharomycetes, Phaffomycetales, Wickerhamomycetaceae.
ACAAUAUCGGGAUGUUCCGUAAAAAGGUGUGGUACGGGCAGCAUACUCAUACCCAGACAGCGCAGGGCCCAUUUCUCAUGAGGAAUUACAUCAACUUCUCGGCUGUCAAGGAGCACAGAUCACGAGGACUUCUGGGCCAUUAGUGGGUCAAAUUUACAGAGAUGGGUGUUACAGGUGAUUUCCGUGAUCAAUUCAUCAAAUGGGUUGUUUCAGAGGGAGCCGAGCUCUCGCCGUAUAUCACCAUUGAUCAAUCAGAACUAGGAGGUGCUGGUGUAUUCUUUUCCUGGAGAAAGUUCAGGGAGGACCAUGGUUUGAUUGACGUUGAUGGUUGCUUAGAAGUAAUGAGGAUUCCCAAAAGAUUGUCGUUUUCUCUCGAUCGGUUUAAGGACGAGCUCCUGAUCCAGCAGCAAAUUUUUGAUCAAGAUUUGGGUGAAUUUGGGCAAGAUCCCUUGAACCAAUCUGAGAUCAUGACCAAGUUCUUGGAAACCUUCCUGACUCACUUCAACGAUACCGUUGAUCCCUACGUGAAAGGUGGUAUGAACGAGACAAACAUUCUCGUUGGCCAAGUGCAGAUGUUGGUCAUCUUGAAAAGAGUGCGUGCCAAACUCGUGGAGAAAGAUGCAAAGAACAAAGUACUUCAAGGGUCCCCCUUUGGUGAGCUCGAUGAGUAUCUCGAGCUACUGGAGAGGACAGACGUUACUGCACCAAGAACAGAUGAGUUCUACCCACAAUACCUCUCUCUAUUCAAAUACAAUGUCCGUGAAUAUAGAAGAGUAAUCGAGAGGUUGAGGUUUGAUUCGAUCUACGAGACCUUGGAUUCUUUCGGUGUUGAGUACCAGGAGUUUUUAGAUGAUGAAUUCCUGAGACAUAUUGAGCUUUCGGUGGUUUCAAGACUGUUGGAGAUUCCAGAGGCUUUGCCGGAAGAGGAGGAGAAAGGAAGGUACGAUAUCCUGAAUAAUCGGAAGGUCCUGAACCCAACCACAGUUUAUACUGAUAAUGACCCAGAUGCUACCGUCAUAGAACAAGAUGAUGAAGAUGGCGAUGGAAAGAAAUACGGAUUUGCAGUUUCUUCCACGCUUGUUCCAGUCAUUGACUUUGUCAAUCACUCUAACGAUAAGAUGAAUGCUUUCUUCGAUGUCGAUGCCUCCAAUGGUGAUAUCCUCCUGAGGCUGUUCAACGAGAAGUUCACUAGCGAGGACAACAUUCCCGAAUCAAUUGAACUGUUCAUCAGAUACUCAGACUAUGAAGACGUUCUGAAGUUUGUCACGGCUUAUGGCUUCAUCCCAAGAUCGGUCAAAGUACAACCGAUAUUCGAGCACGCCAUCGAUAGAGAGUAUCUCAAUGAAUACUUUGUGAGAUCUGAGAUUGACGGUCAGAAGUAUGAACAUAAUCUAGGUCUUUUGCUGAAAUGGAUAGGGGUUCAACCAAAUGUUCAAUUUGUUAUUCAGUAUAACAUCGAUGGGAGUAUCAAAGAUGUGAAGAUGAAUCUUGAUGAGAAUUUCAUCGUUUUCGGAUUUGUUGAAGGCUUGCAAUAUUCUAGAGAAGCUGCUUUAGCAAUUGUCAAACACUACAGUGAGUUCCAAAAAGAUGAGUACAUUGCUGAGCUUCUUGCACUCGAGGAGAGCGAUGCCAAUGACAUCAUUGAAGGAUACGAUGUUAUACCAUACUCUUGUGUCUACGUUGAAAAUGAGGACGUCAACCUCGAAACGUUGGUAUCAAAUUUACCGGAUGAUGUUAUUAAUGGCCUAAUGCUUAAGUUUAUGGGUUGGUUUGUUGAAUACAGCACUACUAGGAUCUCCCAGUUGGAUUCGAGCUUGGAGUCCAUCCCUGACACAUCCAUCGUUCACCAGUUUGCUGCUCUCGAGAAGAACGUUCUCCUCAAGUUUAAACAAGAGUUUGAAGCCUGUAAAAGUGAAGAGGACAAACUCGAACUUGUCAUUGGUGCAGAUGAUCUAGACGAUGAGUGGUUGAAACAUCGACUGAGACCUAGAAAUAUACCAUCAGGACAACGCCUGGAGUUACUCAUCAAACACACCAAUAUUGAAUCUCUCAACUUGUCCGAUAGCAGCGAAUAGAUGUGUCAAUUGGAUACUUUAGGGGUUACAAAGGAUCAAUGCACUUUUUGCGCUACUGCUUUGUUAUUCCUAACUCUCUUUUCUAGAUUCGUU